UACGUGGUGCUGAGCUGUAGCUUCCCGGUCUGUGUGCACCAUGAGCCGGGUUCCUUGUACCACUGACAGGGGGUCCCUUGCACCAUGAGGACCCACUGUAAGCUCCUAGUCAGUCUGAUCUGUCUGGGGGUCUUCCUGGUGCUCUAUCUUUUACUGGGACAGCCAGAGGGACCCCAUGCCAGAAGUACCUACAGAUCCCCUGCGCCUGCCCCCUCAGGACAUGGGGACCCUCAUCCCCCCACUCAGGGGACCUUCCGGGAAAUACAGAACCCCAAGCCCAGGAGGAAUCCACUGCUGAAGAAAAAGAGGGGUGAAGGAAAGCCCCAUAUUCGGACUCGUGACCGAAAACCACAAACAGUCUUGUCGGAGGAAUGGAUGCAUCUCGCAGUGGUAGCUUGUGGAGAACGUCUGGAAGAGACGCUUACAAUGCUAAAAUCUGCUGUUCUCUUUAGCAUUAAGAAAAUUAAAUUUCACAUAUUUGCAGAGGACUCGUUAAAAUCAGAUUUUAAAAGAAAGCUGGAAGACUGGCCACAUCUGUUUACCAGGAAAUUUGAGUACAGAAUUUACUCGAUCACGUUUUCUGUAGGAAACCCUCAGGAAUGGAAAAAACUUUUCAAACCCUGCGCUGCACAAAGACUGUUCCUUCCAAUGAUUUUGCAAGACGUUGACUCGUUACUGUACGUGGACACUGACGUUCUGUUUUUGAGGCCUCUGGACGAUAUCUGGGCUUUUUUAAAAAAAUUCAAUGACACUCAACUUGCAGCCAUGGCACCGGAACAUGAAAUCCCAAAGAUCGGAUGGUAUAGUCGCUUUGCUCGCCAUCCGUUUUACGGAACAACCGGUGUCAACUCUGGAGUUAUGUUAAUGAAUCUGACUCGUAUUAGAAAGCAGCAGUUCAAGAACAACAUGAUUCCGGCUACUCUGACCUGGGAGGAGAUGCUGCACCCGUUAUACCAGAAGUACAAGAGUUAUAUCACAUGGGGGGACCAGGACUUACUGAAUAUCAUUUUUUCUUUCAACCCAGAGAAUCUUUAUGUGUUCCCGUGUCAGUGGAACUACAGACCUGACCACUGCAUGUAUGGCAGUAAUUGUAAAGGGGCAGAAGAAGACGGAGUGUCUAUACUACACGGGAAUAGGGGCGUAUACCACGACGACAAGCAGCCAAGCUUCAAAGCCUUUUAUGAAGUGAUACGAGAUUAUCCAUUUGAUGGCAAUCUCUUCCAGUCGAUGUACUAUCCCCUCCAAUCAAAGUUUUUAGAGAGCGUACACACACUAUGCGGCAGGAUACCACAGGUUUUUCUGAAGCAGAUUGAGAAGACCAUGAAGAAAGUCUAUGAGAGACGGGUUAUUGUGCAUGCAGGGGCCCAUUUAAGACUCUGAGAGUAUGCUGAGCUUUCUUCCAUUGGGAGAGUACACAAGAUGCAUAUAUACAAUAAAGAAAAAUGGGAGCACCACAUCUGGAACUAGGAGACAAUUUUGACAUGUCAAAAAAGACACUGUUGAUCAUUUGGGUUGGCAGAAAUGGCACCAGGUUAAUUUAUUUGGAUUAUUCUCUGCAUACAUGGAAAAGCACUAUACAUAUGUCUUGCUGUCAACAAUUCCAUAUGGUUACUGUUAUUCUUCAUGGAAUUCAUUAACAGUCUUAUACUUAGAAAUAGCAGCAUAUUAGCACCAAUAGGACAACCUGGUCUGCCCAUUGUGCUUUCUAAAUUCUUGGCUUAUUUAGACUUCAGAGUUGCCUUCUGCAUAUCCUUCUUGGGCUACUCUUCUAUAUAGGUAGCCUUUGCUUAUGUCUGGAUUCCAUUCUGAAGGAGUCACUGCAAAAAGAAUCUGUAUAAAAAGAAUCUACUUAUAUCAUGUAAGCCAAAGGGAAAUUUAUGAUUUACUUUUCAGCCCCCUCUCAAAAUUGACACAAAUAAUAUUGAUUUAAUUUUUGGAUUACAAAAUGGGGAGAUUAACAUGGCAAAUAUUGACUAAGUGUUUGUUUUAGGAGGUAACAAUCCCAAGCUGGUGGGAUAUUAACUGUAUUAACGACAGAAGCGCUUUAGGAUUGUGAUAACUGCAAAAUCACACAAACAAUACCGGCUGAUGUUCAGAAAUCAUUAUCUGCUAAAUACAAGUCCACAACUGGGAUUAACCACUAACUAUCAAAGUAUUGUCCCUUUAAGUGCAAAGUCUCCUCGAUUCCUGUGCAAACAAGGUCUUAUCUGAUGACAGACUACUAGUUAAUGCUGGUAAUUUAUUUAUCCUUCCAAAGAGAGUUGUCAGUGCCGUUUUAGUUAUUAUUGUGAAGCAGUGUUAAGCAAACUGUUGUCAAAUGAGAGCGACCUGUACUUCUGGAAGGAUAUACCCCGUAUCUACCUAGCUGUCUGUAAAGUUGCCCAAAGAUUUGAUUUAUUUGUUUAUUUUAUCUGUAAUAUAGUCAUUUUUCUUGUUUUCUAUGGAUAUACAUUGGGGGUGCUUGUCAUGUUGAUAUAUAAUGUUUUUUUUAAUCUUUAGUUAAUUUAUAUUACAUAGAGCUUUGCACAGACUCAACUGGUUAAAGCUUUAGACAGCAACUUACAUGGAUGGAACUUUGAAAGUUUCAAUAUGUGAACUUUGUAGAAAAUUAUUAGGAGAGAUUCGAAAAAAAUAAUAAUGGAAUAACUUAAAGUGAAUGUAAAGUUUGCGGAAUGAGUGCCCGGUUUUUAAAAAUCCUAUUAAAAACAGGGGCACUUUCAUUCAUCAAACUUUACAUUUCACUGGUUUUGUUAAAAUACUUACCUUUUCGUCUUGAAAGCCGCUGCAGCGCUUCUCCAGCCCACGGCAAGCCUCUUCAUACAUCAGCAAUUAAGAUUCCGGGUUACUCCAAUAACAGCACCAGAGCGCCUUUCACGAAGAGAAGGUAUUUUAACAAAACCAGUG
This is a messenger RNA of Bombina bombina (fire-bellied toad), 2904 nucleotides long. RefSeq names its product glucoside xylosyltransferase 2 (gene GXYLT2). The coding region runs from base 85 to 1380 and encodes 431 amino acids. The record is from RefSeq and is a predicted model, not a curated record. Gene Ontology annotation, molecular function: UDP-xylosyltransferase activity. The transcript has 7 exons. Lineage: Eukaryota; Metazoa; Chordata; Amphibia; Anura; Bombinatoridae. Gene Ontology annotation, biological process: protein O-linked glycosylation via N-acetylgalactosamine.